Molecule: messenger RNA, 1164 nt
Organism: Cryphonectria parasitica EP155
Lineage: Eukaryota; Fungi; Ascomycota; Sordariomycetes; Diaporthales; Cryphonectriaceae
Exons: 1
Coding region: 1-1164 (387 amino acids)
Molecular function (GO): oxidoreductase activity, acting on paired donors, with incorporation or reduction of molecular oxygen
Source: RefSeq, a predicted model, not a curated record
AUGCCUCUCGAGUUCAUUUCCAUGACCUUUCCCAAUGCCUCUACGGAGCUGGAACCCAUCCCCGGCGCCCCGGCCGACCCAGACUUCAUCAAGCGCUACGCACGCGGCCUGGACGACUAUGACUUCAACUAUACCCUCAUCCCCUACGACUCGGGCGGUUUCGACCCCUUCACCAUCGGCGCGACCAUCCUGUCGGCCACAGAAAAGGUCAGCGUCGUGAUCGCCCUCCGACCCAACACCAUGUACCCCACCGUCGCGGCCAAGAUGCUCGCCACACUCAACCACCUGGGGCAAGGCCGCGUGGUGGUGCACUUCAUCGCAGGCGGCAGCGAUGUGGAGCAAGGGCGCGAGGGCGACACCCUCGACAAGGACUCGCGGUACGGCCGGCUCGAGGAGUACAUCAAGAUCCUGCGGCGCGCAUGGUCGUCCAGCGAGCCCUUUGACUGGGACGGAAAAUACUACCAGUUCAAGGAUUUCGCCAACCGCGUCCAGCCCAUCGGCGGGCCCAAGGCCAUCCAGGUGUCUGUCGGUGGCUCCUCGCCCGAGGCGUACCGCAUCGGCGGAUCCCUGGGCGACAUCUUUGGUCUCUGGGGCGAGCCGCUCAAGGACACCAAGGAGCAGAUCGACAGGAUCUACGCCGAGGCCGACAAGGCUGGGCGCGCGCCGGAUGACAGGCCGCGCAUCUGGGUCACCUUCCGGCCGAUUGUUGCCGAGACGGACGAUCUCGCGUGGGCCAAGGCCUACCGCAUCCUCGACGUGCUCAAGGAGAACCGCGCCAAGGGCCAGGGCAAGGUGCCGGCCAACGCCCCUGCGCCGCAGAACGUGGGCUCGCAGCGCCUGCUGAACAUUGCCUCGCGCGGCGACGUGCAGGACCGCUGUCUGUGGUACCCUACAGUGACGGCCACCAACGCGCGUGGCGCGUCGACGGCGCUGGUCGGGUCGUAUGAGACCGUGGCUGAGUCUCUGCUGGACUAUGCGAAGCUUGGUGCCGAUCUGAUCUCGAUCCGUGGCUAUGACAACAUCAACGACAGCAUCGACUACGGCCGGUAUAUCCUUCCCAAGGUUCGGGCGGGCCUGAAGACGCUGAACGGGACAGAUGGUGCCAAAGCAGAGAAGGGUGCCGACGGCGCACCUGCAGCAUCUGUGGCAGCAGAGGGGGUGUAA